UUUGAAUUCUACGGUUAACCGAAGCACUGGGAAAACGCCAUUUCAGUUGCUUGUUGGAGUAGAUAUGCGGCUCAAAGAAGAUGUUCAAAUUAGGGAGUUAAUUGAAGCAGAGUGGAUGACGCAAUUUGAAGAAAACCGAUGUGCGUUACGUGAGGAGGCAGCAAAGGCGAUAACCGAAGCCCAAGAAAGAAACAGAAGAAACUAUAACAAAGGAAGAAAGGAUGCCAAGCAGUAUGAGAGUGGCGAUUUAGUGGCCAUAAAAAGGACGCAGUUUGGAGCGGGUCUAAAACUGAAAGGUAAAUUUUUGGGUCCGUAUCGCGUAGUGCGGGCGUUGCGGAAUGACCGCUACACGGUUCAAAAGGUUGGGGAGCAUGAGGGCCCAAAUCAAACGUCAACGACUGCCGAUUUUAUGAAGCUUUGGACUGCCAACGACGAGGAUGAAGAUUCAAACAGCAGCGAGGUAGAAGAAGACAUCUGAGGGCAGAUGUCCUUGCAGGAUGGCCGAGUGUAAUAUCAAAAAUAAAAAGAAUAUACGCCAAAAGCGUAGGCCAUCAGGUAGUAUUUAAGUCUAGCUGUAAGAUACGAUAUCUGGAGUGUAUGAGUGCAAGAGAGAAAGAAUGAGAACGAGAGUAUGUACUAAGGUACGUAGGUAUGAUUUUUGAGAGAUGUCAGAGUAAGUACGAAGAGUGGGAAAAGGGGAUGAGUGCUGAGGGUCAGUUGACCUGUGUGUAAAAGUUAGUUCUAUACGAGCAUUUGACAAAGACGUGCCAUUUUUCUUGUAAGACAUUGUUCUAAAUAAACUUACAAUCAUUUUAGAUUCGACUAGUCAUCACUUCUAGAAAUAAGAACCUUAUCCCUAGUUAUCCAUCUA
Molecule: messenger RNA, 871 nt
Organism: Cotesia glomerata
Lineage: Eukaryota; Metazoa; Arthropoda; Insecta; Hymenoptera; Braconidae
Exons: 1
Coding region: 65-478 (137 amino acids)
Source: RefSeq, a predicted model, not a curated record